Molecule: messenger RNA, 1912 nt
Organism: Carica papaya (papaya)
Lineage: Eukaryota; Viridiplantae; Streptophyta; Magnoliopsida; Brassicales; Caricaceae
Product: Glycosyl hydrolase superfamily protein
Biological process (GO): carbohydrate metabolic process
Molecular function (GO): hydrolase activity, hydrolyzing O-glycosyl compounds
Source: RefSeq, a predicted model, not a curated record
AUACUUCAGCGGAGGCCAAGUAGAAGUUUGACUGAUUGAAACAAGAUUACAAACAAAUAAAAAUUAAGAGAAAAUAAAAUAAAGAAGAAAGUUAAAAACAAAAAGCCAAUCAAAUUCCCAAACCCCUCCACCUAAAGUCCCACGGAAAACGACCGCCAAAAAAACACACCCAUUUUUCCUUCCUUAAGACAAUCACUUUGCUUCACAAGCAAAUCCCACGAAUUACACCCAGAUCGUUGCUUUCGUAACUGCAGUAAUUGUAAUUCAAGAGAGAGUGAGUGAAAGGUAAACUUCGUGUUAUGGCAUGGAGGGACAACACUGAUUGCUGUGAAGUUGUGUUUCGGAUUUUCAGUUCUGCCCUUCAUCCACAUCGUUGCCGAAACUUGAGUCGUCACUGGUUCAUUCUUAUGCUCAGACAAUGGCGGAUGAGAAGCUCUCACCUUCAUCUUGUUAUGAUUUUAAUCUUCUUCGCUUCAAUCUCAAUGGAACCAACAUCUGUUCGUGCAUUCAUUGGAACCUAUGGAAUAAAUUAUGGAAGAAUUGCAGAUAAUAUCCCAUCACCAGAGGAUGUAGUCACGCUACUCAGGGCGGCGAAGAUAAGGAACAUUCGAAUAUAUGAUGCUGAUCACAGUGUCCUAAAAGCUUUCAGUGGAACUGGGCUGGAAAUUGUGAUUGGACUACCAAAUGAAAAUGUGAGGGACAUGAGUGCCAAUGCUAGUCGUGCUAUGAGCUGGGUUAAAGAAAAUGUGCAAGCAUUCCUACCUAGGACGCGAAUACGUGGGAUUGCUGUUGGAAAUGAGGUUUUAGGAGGGAUGGAUUAUGAACUUUGGGGUGCUCUUCUGGGUGCAGCUAAGAACAUUUACAAUGCUGUAAAUAAGCUUCACUUAGCCAAUGUAGUUCAGAUUACAACAGCUCAUUCACAAGCUGUUUUUGCUAAUUCCUACCCCCCUUCAUCAUGUGUAUUUAAAGAGAAUGUUGUUCAGUACAUGAAGCCACUCUUGGAGUUUUUCUCUCAAAUUGGUUCCCCAUUUUGUUUAAAUGCAUACCCGUUCCUGGCAUAUAUGUAUAACCCAGAGGAUAUUGAUAUCAAUUACGCUCUUUUCCAGCCUAACAAGGGGAUUUAUGAUGAAGAAACAAAUCUCCAUUAUGAUAACUUGCUUGAUGCUCAGAUUGAUGCAGCUUAUGCUGCUUUGGAAGAUGCUGGAUUUAAGAAGAUGGAAGUUAUAGUUACAGAAACAGGAUGGGCAUCACGUGGAGAUUCUAACGAAGCUGCUGCAACUUCAAGUAAUGCAAGAACUUACAAUUAUAACCUGCGUAAAAGAUUAGCAAAGAAGAAAGGAACUCCUCUCAGGCCCAAAAUUGUGGUGAAGGCAUAUAUUUUUGCAAUCUUCAAUGAAGAUCAGAAGCCUGGGCCCACUUCUGAGAGAAAUUAUGGAUUGUUCAAAGCUGACGGGAGCAUUUCAUAUGAUAUUGGGUUUCAUGGUCUUAAAUCUUCAUCUGCAGAUUCCUUGCUUCUGUCAUUGAAGCUAAAUAAGUUAGGGUCUCAAGGGGGAUAGUUAUGAUUCAGAACCCGACAUUCAAAUCUUAUAUCCAACUACCAUACUGCCACAGUUAAUGUUACCAUAAACAGAUAUACAAGGGUUUGCUUGUUCCCUUGUGUGGGUUCUUGAACUUAAGUGCAAAUGUAUUUCCAUAUUAGAAUGGAGCCAAAAGGGUCAAAAGCUGCAAACAAGACUGGAAGAAGAACCUUUUUGUUAAAUUGGUGAUUGUGCCGUGGUUGAUUAAAUGUUUUGAGGAUAACUUUCAAUAGAAGUCCUUUUAAGUCAAUUUGUGGAACAUUUGGUAAAAAAAUUUGUAAACGAUAUUGUUAAUUUGAAUCUUAGUAUGCAUGAAUUGUAUCAUGUUUAAUUAA